AUUAGAGUCGCAAUGACAGCACCCAUGGAUAGCGAAGAUGGCGCUUAUGGAAAAGCCCUUGCCCUUCAUAAAAAAAUACCUAAUUCCAUUAUUAUGGACCAAUUUUCCAAUCCUUCUAAUCCAUUAUCGCACUACGACACGACAGCGGAAGAAAUAUUACUACCAAUGUGACGGAAAAGUGGAUAUGAUAGUGAUUGGAUGUGGUACCGGGGGAAUUUUAACAGGAAUCGGCAGAAAGUUUAAAGAACUUUCGCCUAAAACUAUAAUCAUAGGGGCCGAUCCCUAUGGCUCACAGUUUGCGGCACCGCCGGAGCUGAACAAAUCAGAUGUAGGAUUUUUCGAAGUCGAAGGUGUAGGUCAUAUGAUUGUACCUACAGUAUGCGAUCAAUCAUUGCCGGAAAAAUGGUACAAAGUGGACGACUAUGAAACUCACACUAUGAGUAGAAGACUGAUUAGGGAAGAAGGAUUAUUAGUAGGCUCUAGCAGUGGAUUGCUACUCGUAGCUGCUAUUAAAGCGAUUAAAGAUUAUAAACUUGGAAAAGGAAAGAGGGUAGUGAUUUUACUAUGUGAUGGUACCAAAAAUUACCUAACCAAAUUUGUUUGUGAUCAGUGGAUGGAACAAAGAAAUCUGUUGCCUUGUGUUAACACUCGCAAUCAUUGGUGGUGGGAUAUUAAUGUUACGGAGUUGUCGUUCAAACCCUGCCGAAAUAUUGCAAAAUCGACCCAUCCGGCCCAAGUCUUAGAUGCUUUUAAACGAGCUGGAUGUUGACUAUUUGCCAGUUGUGGACAAUGGAAUCAUUGUUGGAUUAGCUACACGAAGGAAAAUCACUAACCGCCUUAUAGCAGAAGAUUCACCGAAAGACGAAAUUAAUAAUUGCUUAGAUAGAAUGUUUUCUAAAUUACCCAAAACAAGUUCUCUUGGACUUGUAUCCAGAGUUUUAGAAAUUGAACCUUAUGUCGUGAUUCUGGAAACAGACAACGGAGUUAAUAAAGCAUUAGGAGUAGUAACCGCCGACGACCUUUUACAUUAUAUAAAAAGCAAAAAAGAGUAGAAAUAAUCCAUAAUCAAUAUAAAUUAUGAUAAUUAAGAUACACAUGUAGUAUAAUUUUUAAUAAAUGUAUCACUUUU
Diabrotica balteata is the source of this 1129-nucleotide messenger RNA. The record is from the annotation of a GenBank genome assembly. Lineage: Eukaryota; Metazoa; Arthropoda; Insecta; Coleoptera; Chrysomelidae.